GUGAGCUGGUUAUAAGUCAAAUCUGUCACAAGUCAGUACAGCACGACACAUCCACCGUGACGCCCUGGACACACGGUGCCGUCCGCUGCCCCAUUGAGGGCCGUGUGGCAGGGGUCGGUGUCAGUGACAGAGGAACAGUGGCUGUUCUCUUCCACAUGUACUUCUCUGUAGUGUUUGAAUCCAUCAUAACCAGUGUGUGUUGUUUUUGCUGAGACUGUAUCUUUAAUCAGAACCUAGCAGUUUAGUCUUAUAUAAUAUUUAACAUAAUUACAAUCUUAGGCUUGGUCUGGAUUUUGACCCUGCACUAAUCUCCUGGUAUUUUUUUCUAGUCAGUAUUGAUAGCUUUAGAGUAUAUUAUUUGUGAAUAAUAAAGCUGUCUCUUUUUAAAGAAUAUAGAUAGAUAAGUAGAUUUAAAACUUUCUUGUUCACUGUGGCCUUUUUACUUCCCAUCAGGCUACUUCAAAUUACUAUGGUUUGUAGAACUUAAUAUGGUUGACAAUUACAGAAUAACCAGGAAGGGAAAACUGGAGACCAUUACUUUGAAAUUCUUGUUUCAGGAAGAGUUACAGAUUUGUUUCUCUCUUUAUGUACUGUGGAGCUCAUUGUUCUCCCAGGUUCAGAAGGCUUCUAAGCCCAGAUGUCCCCUUGCUUUCGGGAGCCCUCCUGAGUCCCUCUGCUCCUCCGGCCCCUGAUCUCCCCACCUGGACUGGCAAACCCAGCCUCCAGAUGAGGUUCCAUCUGCUAACUGCUUGAAAAGGAGUGUAUUUACUCGGCUUAAGUGCCUCAGGUCCUUCUGCCCGUUGUUAGGUACGGACUGUUUUUAUUACCAAUGAAGCACGUUUUACCACUCCUUUCUUUUUCUGUCUGCUCCCCUUCUAUUUUAUCUCCACUUCUUACCAGUAAAUCCAUUUCCAGCUCCAAACUGAUAAGUAAAGCAAAAUGAAAGCUCAAUUCAUGUGUUAUUUUGAUCAGUAUUUUUUCUUCCAAGCUUAUCAUAAACAUGAUGGUUGGUAGUGAUUAAGAAGAAAGAUAAAGGGUAUCCAAAUCCAGAUCAUUUACCCCAGAAAUAAUAAGGGGGGGAAAAAGCAAUAUUUGCUAAAGCUAUAACAUUUCUAAGAAACCUUAGUGACACUUUUUGAGUACUUUCUAUAUGCCAAGAAAUUUUCUAAGCACUGUGCACGUAUUCGUUCAUUAAUCUCCACAUCAGCCCGGUCGAAGUAGGAAUUAUUGGGGUUUGUUUGUUUGUUUGUUUGUUUGUAUCAAGCAGUACAGGUAGGGGGCACCUAUCUUAUUCUAGGAAGGUGGAUUUUAAAAAUCAUUUGUUUCCUUUUAGUCAGUAUUGGUGCAUGAAUACAAUAUUGCAGUUAAAUUUCCUCCUCUGCCACACUAGAGCCUCCGUCUUCUCGGGCCUUUUGCUCCAGUGGGUUCCUCAGGAAGUCUCAGGGUACUCACUGCUGCGCACUUCGUAUCUGGCAGUCCUACACCUCCCUUCUUUCUGCACCACCCACUCAAAGCUCAUUCCAGGUGCCCUUAGCAAAUGACUCCCAAGGCAUUUAAGUGGCCAAAGCUCACCGACCAAUGAGGAGAUGUGUGCCGUGUGUAACAGCUACGCAGUUCCUGGGAUCAGGAGCGAAGGUUGCUUAAGCAAAGCUUUUGUUGCCAUUAGCCUGUUGCAUCCAGUUUUCAAGACUGGAAAGGAUUUCACCUCAAAGGGUACUCCAAAAGUUGAACUGAGAAACCCCAAGCAAGCUGCCUGAAUUCUCCUGCAUAUUCUUGUUCCACACCCUAAAAAGGACCAGAAAAAUCGAACUGGUGGUUUUGGCAAGUUUCUUCAAGUUCAUUCUGGAAGGGCCUUCGCAAACUUAUAUGGCCAAGAGUUAAAUGAGGAACAGGCUUCCACUUGGAUGCCCGAGCCACAUCACCAGUGGAGAAGUCAUGCUGCCAGGCACCUUACCUGCUGCAAAGGGAAUCUGGGAGACUCUGGUACACCAGUCUAAGCCAGAACUCACAGGGUCUCCACCAGCCGUGGAUGCCUUUGACAUUAUGACUGCAGAAGAUUCCACCGCAGCCAUGAGCAGCGACUCGGCCCCUGCGUCCUCUGCCAAGGUGCCGGAGGGCGUGGCCGGUGCGCCCAACGAGGCCGCGCUGCUGGCGCUGCUGGCGCGCACGGGCUACACCAUGGUGCAGGAGAACGGGCAGCGCAAGUACGGCGGCCCGCCGCCCGGCUGGGAGGGCCCGCACCCGCAGCGCGGCUGCGAGGUCUUCGUGGGCAAGAUCCCGCGCGACGUGUACGAGGAUGAGCUGGUGCCCGUGUUCGAGACCGUGGGCCGCAUCUACGAGCUGCGCCUCAUGAUGGACUUCGACGGCAAGAACCGGGGCUAUGCCUUCGUCAUGUACUGCCACAAGAAUGAGGCCAAGCGCGCGGUGCGCGAGCUCAACAACUACGAGAUCCGCCCGGGCCGUCUGCUCGGCGUGUGCUGCAGUGUUGACAACUGCCGCCUCUUCAUCGGAGGCAUUCCCAAGAUGAAGAAGCGUGAGGAGAUCCUGGAGGAGAUCGCCAAGGUCACCGAGGGCGUGCUCGAUGUGAUUGUCUACGCUAGUGCAGCCGACAAGAUGAAAAACCGCGGCUUCGCUUUCGUGGAGUACGAGAGCCACCGGGCUGCCGCCAUGGCGCGCCGCAAGCUCAUGCCCGGCCGCAUCCAGCUGUGGGGCCACCAGAUCGCUGUGGAUUGGGCCGAACCUGAGAUCGACGUGGACGAGGACGUGAUGGAGACCGUGAAGAUCCUUUAUGUGCGGAACCUCAUGAUGGAGACCACAGAGGACACCAUCAAGAAAAUCUUUGGCCAGUUCAACCCAGGCUGCGUGGAGCGCGUCAAGAAGAUCCGCGACUACGCUUUCGUGCACUUCGCCAGCCGGGAGGACGCCGUGCACGCCAUGAAGAAACUCAACGGCACAGACCUGGAGGGCUCGUGCCUUGAGGUGACGCUGGCCAAGCCGGUGGACAAAGAGCAGUACUCCCGCUACCAGAAGGCGGCCAAAGGCGGCGGGGUGGCCGAGGGGGCUGCUGUGCAGUCACCCGGCUACGUGUACUCUUGCGACCCCUACACAUUGGCCUACUAUAGCUACCCCUACAACGCGCUCAUCGGGCCCAACAGGGACUACUUCGUGAAAGCAGGCAGCAUAAGAGGCCGGGGUCGAGGUGCAGCUGGCAACAGAGCCCCGGGGCCCAGGGGUUCCUACCUCGGGGGAUAUUCCGCCGGCCGUGGUAUAUACAGCCGAUAUCAUGAAGGGAAAGGAAAGCAGCAAGAAAAAGGAUAUGAACUUGUACCGAAUUUGGAAAUCUCUACUGUCAAUCCAGUUGCCAUUAAACCUGGUACAGUGGCCAUCCCUGCCAUUGGGGCCCAGUACUCCAUGUUUCAGGCAGCUCCCGCUCCUAAAAUGAUUGAAGACGGCAAAAUCCACGCAAUGGAGCACAUGAUCAGCCCCAUCGCGGUGCAGCCAGACCCAGCCAGCGCUGCCGCCGCCGCCGCCGCUGCCGCAGCCGCCGCCGUCAUUCCUGCGGUGUCCACACCGCCGCCUUUCCAGGGCCGCCCAAUAACUCCUGUCUACACCGUGGCUCCAAACGUGCAAAGAAUCCCCGCCGCCGGGAUCUACGGGGCCAGUUACGUCCCGUUCGCUGCUCCGGCCACAGCCACGAUCGCCACACUACAGAAGAACGCGGCCGCGGCCGCCGCCGUCUACGGAGGGUACGCAGGCUACAUACCUCAGGCCUUCCCCGCUGCUGCUAUCCAGGUCCCCAUCCACGACGUCUACCAGACGUACUGACAGCGGGGCCGCCCGGGGACGACCGCUGAAGGAACACUUACUAUUUAUGAAGAAAGAACAUGGGGGCUCGGCACACACACGCAACCUGAAAGUGAAGAAUGUAAUGCAGCAGCAUCCUGCAAUAUUUUAUACACAUGAAGUUUUCACUGGGGUUUUUUAAGACUGCUUUCCAGGUAGCAGGCCUGUGUUCAUACAUUUCCAAGAGACUCGCGUGGGUUCGUGCCUUAAUGACCAUCUCUUAAAAUCUUUGUAUGCUGUAGUACGUUUGUAUAGAGGUUUUUGUUUUUGUAUUUUUUAAGGAUAUAUUUUCAGUAUGAAGGUUAUUUUCUUAACUUCUGCACUCCAGAGAUUUCUAUUUUGUAGUACCUUCAAUAAUAUAUCAACUAUAUAUUAAAAAGCACACUUGAGCAGCUAGGGAAGCAUUUUGAAAAGUGUAGUCAAUAUUUAAAGAUACAAACAAUAGUGCUUUAAAAUACUACAGAAAAUGUUAUUUUAAAAACUAUACUGGAAAGUGCAAUUUUAAAAUGAGUAAAACCUCUAUUUUUGCUGGCAUUAAGGAUAGACGGUGUUACCAUGUGUUAUCCGUGAUGGUUCUAUUUUUUUUUUAUUUAAGAAAUUAAACACUCAGUCUCUCCUUAAGCCAACAUUGAAAAGACUUGUCACACUUCUGAGUCCACACACUGGAAAGCUCUCACCUGCCACCAUCACCUUGGGCCCCUGCUCAUUCUCCGUUUGACUUUACUCUUAAACUUGAUGUUUCCUCUGCACUCCCCUCCUCACCCCUUCCUUCUGUCCCCAGCCCCACUUCCCUGUGUGGCAAGUCUAGAGCAAAUGAAUUUCUCGGGUAGAGAAAACAUUGAUGGCUUUUGUACUUCUUCCUGGGAUUUUGUUGGUUUUUUGUUGUUUUUUUUUUAUUAUUUGGGUUGGGGACAUUAUUUUCAAUAGAACUGAUGGGUAAGCCCAAGACUUCAAUAGUUUUCCUAAGACAUCUUUGCAUCGCUAUUUAAUUGUCCAAUAUAAAACUUCAGUUCCACUUCUACUGCUUUAUUUUAUUUGUUUUUGAAGUAUAAGUUUGUAGAGACGAUGAAUGUUAUUGCAGCAAGGCCCCCCAGAGACUUUUGUUGCAGAAAGUUAAUGCUUCUAGUUGCCUUAUCACGUUUCUUGCAAAAUGUGGUGUUAGAAGUGCUGUUUAGGGAACAGGGUUUCCCUGCGUUGCUGUGCACGUGACAGGAGAACUGAAUGGGGGUGGGGGGCAGGCACACUGGGUGGGGAGAGGAGGAGGAGAGAGUUAAGAGUUUGUAAAUAUCUCCUAAUGCUUUUAGGUUUUUUUAUGUUGCAGAAGUUCAUGAUAUAUAGUUUAAUGCAAAGUGAAACCAUUUUAUUCCAAUGUUAUUACAAGUUUUGUUUUAUUAGGAAGUAAAUAUGUUGUUGCAGUGUUUUGUGCCUGUUUAAAGGCUUUUGCUUAGCAGAGUGAAUGUAAAAUACAGUAAAAUAUUAAGAUUGUCAUCUACUUUAUGAAAUACAUCAACUUGGAACUUUUUUUAAAGGCUUGAGCAAGGAAGUGAGGUAUGCAAUAGAUAGCAGGAAACGCAGUUGUGUUUUUAUGUCAUAUUAUCGAUCCAUAAAAUCUUUCCACUCACUGCAUUUUUUGCUGACGGCUGAAUUCUUAUUUGUGGAUUAAUAAUAAGGUCGUGCCUCUGGCAAAUAGUUUUUAGUUUUGUUUUUUAAAUUCUAAAUGAAGAGAUUCCCAAAUGCCCCCCUGCCCCCACCAACCGAGGGUGGGAUGAAAUUUUUAUAUAUAAACAAUAUUUAUUUAUUGUGUAAAAUUACUGAGUGCCUGCAAAGACCUUGAAACAUUCCUAACAUUGCUUUUCAUCAUUCUUAAAUGACAUCAAGUGAUUGUGCAAUGUUCCUGAGGAUGUCCCCAGCAAGCUGCAUCGAAUCUGUUGGAAUGAAUAAUCCAACAAGAUGCAAUUUGGACUAGAUCCUCAUCCCUUGACUUUGUGUGAAAGAAGUGGCCUCUGUCCAGUGUAGGACUGUCACAGUGUCAGUAGGUGAGACUCUGACCCAGUGGUCUUACUGUAUUUUACAUGUGCCUGUAAAUUAUUUGGGGGGAUGGGGGGGUGG
Phyllostomus discolor (pale spear-nosed bat) is the source of this 5952-nucleotide messenger RNA. RefSeq names its product RNA binding motif protein 47 (gene RBM47). The record is from RefSeq and is a predicted model, not a curated record. The coding region runs from base 1882 to 3825 and encodes 647 amino acids. Gene Ontology annotation, cellular component: nucleus. The transcript has 7 exons. NCBI's taxonomy places the organism in Eukaryota, Metazoa, Chordata, Mammalia, Chiroptera, Phyllostomidae. Gene Ontology annotation, molecular function: mRNA binding.